CCAUUGUGUCUCGUCCGGAUGGACUUACUAUGUAGUUAUACUCCUGCUCGUGUUUCGACAACAGUGUUCACAGAAAUAAAUCCGCGCGCACCCCGCCGCCGCGCGGUGACCCGCAUCGCGUCACGUGGUCCGCUCUGCGCCAUCAUACUCAUUAUGUUUCUGUUCGUGUAAGACUCAACAAGUCAGUUCACAGAUCAGUGUGUUUUUACGCAAUGCCAAAGCACAGGAAACGUCGUAAUUCUUCGAGGGAGGAUCUAUCGAGUUCUUCUAGGAAGAGAAGACGUAGACAUCACGAGUCAACGCGGGAAAAAGCGCGUAACCCCUCCAACAGCCCGCCUAACCUCUUCGGCCACGCGCCCGGCAAUAUCUCAUCGCAGCAACAUGUAAGACUGUUAGAAACUUUUAACGAGUUUCUCGUUUUCAUGAAAAAUCGAGAGCUUCCAGCAGGAACAGCCGUUCCGCAGAAACACGACAGAUUGGCGAAUCUAGUUUCUUUGGCGGGAAUCUCGACAGAUUCAGGCGAUGUGUCUCACACUCCCGAAAGGCUCGCAGACGAACAGACGACCAGUAACGGUCGGGGCAGCGAACCAGGGAGUGCUGACGUUCUUAGUCCAGCGAGAACUAACAACGUCGUAUUUAACGAUGCCAUAAUAAUGGAUACUAGCAAAACGAACGCUAUCGGAGAAACGACGGGCCCAGACUCCUUCGUCUUAGAACUGUUCGGCGAACAAAUUCAGCGGCCUCCGACCGCAUCAUGGCUACCAGGUAUUCUUAGCACUGCAAAAACCGACGUUCGCACAGGGCUUAAAAACGAGUUGAGAGACGCACUCCUCGUUAAGUACGAACCGAAAGAGGAUCUGGUUUUUCUCAGCCCGCCUAAAUUAAAUGGGGAAAUUCUCCCUAACCUAGGCAGUACGGCUAGGGUUCGAGACAAGCAUCAACUGCAGGCUCAGGCUCAAGUAGGAGCAUCGCUAAACGCCAUCGGCUCAGGUUUUUCAGAUUUGGCAAAUCUUGAAAUCCUUCAGGUUUCGGAAGAAGCGAGAAAUGCAGCCACAAAACUUGCGGAGGGCAUUCGUCUCUUAGCAGAUCAUCAUUACCGCUUGUCGCAAGCAAGACGAGCAUUUAUUGUCCCAUCACUCAAUUUUUUGGCAAAAACGGUAUCAGAUGCAGCAGUGGUAGACGACUGCCUUUUUGGGGCCAACUUUGCUGAGCAAAUUAGUACCGCUCAGACGGUCGAAAAAGUCGCUCGCAAAAUGGUCAGAAAAUCACAACCACCGACACAGUCAACUCAACGCCAGAAGAAUAUACAACAAAAAUCAAAAAACCCGAUGGGCCCUCCUCGCAGAAUUCCGUCGACUCAUCAACCGAGGAGGGACAACUCUCAACAUCAGAGUCGCAGCAGGAGAGCCAGGUCUCAUUCCAGACCACGGACACGCCGUUAAAUCCGGUAAGGUCGGCAGGCCGAUUAGCCUUG
Molecule: messenger RNA, 1474 nt
Organism: Solenopsis invicta (red fire ant)
Lineage: Eukaryota; Metazoa; Arthropoda; Insecta; Hymenoptera; Formicidae
Exons: 2
Coding region: 213-1442 (409 amino acids)
Source: RefSeq, a predicted model, not a curated record